Molecule: messenger RNA, 645 nt
Organism: Acanthosepion pharaonis
Lineage: Eukaryota; Metazoa; Mollusca; Cephalopoda; Sepiida; Sepiidae
Source: the annotation of a GenBank genome assembly
AUGCUUCUAGUUAAUGCGUAUCUUGUUGCAACAAAAUAUUUCUUUAUUUCUGUCGCUCUCUCUUUUCUCGUUUAUUGUCUCUCUAAUUCUCUCUAUUUCUCUCUCUAUCUUUCUGUCGUCGUCGCUUACUCUCUGUCUCUCUUACUCUGUCUCUCUCUGUCGCUCUCUUUUACUCUGUUUCUCUUUUUCUUUCUCUGUUUUUUUCUGUUACUCUCUCCCUCUCUUACUCUAUCUUUUUGGCUCUUUUGUUCUGCCAAACUCUCUCUCUUAAUCUGUUUCUCUAUUUCUUUCUUUCUCUCUCUCUCUCUCUCUCUUUUUUGGCUUUGUCUCUUUUUAUCUGUUGUCUCUGCCAAACUCUCUCUUAAUUUCUGUUUUUCUUUUCUUUCUUUCUUUCUUUCUCUCUCUCUCUCUCUCUCUCUCUCUCUCUCUCUCUCUCUCUCUCUGAUUUUCUGUCCCUGUCACUUUGUCUUACUAUAUCUUUUUAUCUGUCUUGCUGACUUUUUGUCUCUGCCAAACUCUCUCUUACUCUUUCUUUCUUUCUUUCUUUCUUUCUUUCUUUCUUUCUUUCUUUCUUUCUUUCUUUCUCUCUUUCUCUCUGAUUUUCUUAUCACUUUGUCUUACUAUAUCUUUUAUCUGUCUUGCUGA